UUCAUGUUAUGUACAUUUGAAGUCUUCAGCAGCUGUGGCGAUGGACGUGGAGAGCUCGGCCCACGAGCAGCUGAGAUUCCCCUACUGGAACUCCGUCCGCCGGAGGUUUGAUCCCGACUCCCCCUUCUUCGCUCCCGGCAACAUCGAGCGCGAACUCCUCGCCAAACAGAUUGCUUUGGAUAUAUCUGAAGAGGAAAGGCAUCAACUUGAGGAUCUUGUGGAUGAGCCCAACAGGGGUGUUUUCUGUCCUAUCGUCGGAUGCGGCGCACAAUUGACUUCUUUGAUGAACUUUGAGGACCACUACCGAACACGGCAUACCGCGUCUUGCUCUGUGUGCUCUAGGGUUUAUCCAACGUCACGUCUGCUGGGCAUACAUGUGUCUGAAGCGCAUGACUCGUUCUUCCAAGCGAAAGUUGCACGGGGCUAUGCCAUGUAUGAAUGCUUGGUCGAAGGAUGUGGUAUGAAGUUCAAGACUUACAAAGACCGGCAUCAGCAUCUGGUGGAUAAACACAAGUUCCCAACUUCAUUCGAGUUUCUGAAAAAGGCCCAUACUUCUAAGAAGCGGAGGCAGAAGAUCCAACGUAAGCAGGCCACUCAUAAGCAAGAGACUGCAGCAAAUGCUAUGGAAGUCGAAAAAGAGGGUGUCGAUGAACUUGUCUCAGCGAUUUCCAGAUUAAGCACUGCAGACUCUACUCCUUCAUCAAUCAGCUUCGGCCGCCGCCACACUCGUGGAUUGACAUUUGUCCCAAGGUCUGUCCAGCGCGAGAGAAGUUCAGAGUCCAAGAAAUAGCCUAUUGCUGCUUCCAGAAUUAAUCAGGUUAUCAAGAGCUCUUCAUCUGAUAUUCUCAACUGGCUUCACCAGUCUUGGGUUGGCUUCCUUUUGAAUGGGAUAUGACUGGUGGGAUGUUGAUAAUUCAUGGUUUGUUAGAGAAAUUUCAUACAAGCGCAUAGUUUCCGAGUUUAGCUCAUUAAGUCCUGAAGAUGAGCCUUCUGAAGAUGGCAACAGUGGAACAGAUAACUUGAAUUUCCUCUGUCAGAUGAGUGGAAAUACCAAAUGAGUUUGUUAUCAAUGAUUUCGCAGGAUUUUAUUGUUUUUUUCAACAUAUGUCGAGCUUCUUGAUGCUCCACGGCACAUGAGUUAUUGAAACCUGAAAGUGGUUCAGAAUUUUGUUGUUGACAGUAUUGGGUUUAAUUGCAUUUCGGAUCUUUCAA
Messenger RNA from Punica granatum (pomegranate), 1212 nucleotides. The record is from RefSeq and is a predicted model, not a curated record. NCBI's taxonomy places the organism in Eukaryota, Viridiplantae, Streptophyta, Magnoliopsida, Myrtales, Lythraceae.